Molecule: messenger RNA, 1163 nt
Organism: Capsella rubella
Lineage: Eukaryota; Viridiplantae; Streptophyta; Magnoliopsida; Brassicales; Brassicaceae
Exons: 3
Coding region: 27-1019 (330 amino acids)
Cellular component (GO): endoplasmic reticulum
Source: RefSeq, a predicted model, not a curated record
UUUCUCCAAUCUCAAGAAAAAAAAAAAUGCAAAAAAAAAUAUCUCCCUCGUUUUGCUCCGGCCGUUGCUCCGCCGCGCUCUUCCUCGUAAUCUCUGCCGUUCCUAUAGCUUACCUAAUCUCUUUAGAGCUAGCUGUUCCUUCUACUCACGUCUUCUCUUACCAUAGCUCCGGCUACUUCCGUGAGUGCGCUAAAUGGGACGACGUUGGUCGGCGAUUCCUAGUCUCAUUCAUGGACGGAGGAGGAGUCGGCGAGAUUGUUCCUAAAGAUUCCGACGGCGACGUUCUUGAAGAAGUCACUUUGGUCAAAGACGUUGACCUCGCCGGUAACGCUUCCUUAGGUAUAUCUAUCGACCAAGUCAGAAACCGUGUCCUAGUCGCCGUCUCUGAUUUGCUUGGUAACCGUUACAGCGCUUUAGCAGCUUAUGAUUUAUCUACGUGGCGUCGUCUCUUCUUAGCUGAACUUAGCUGCCAUGGUAAAGAGAAAACGUUUGCAGACGAUGUAGCUGUUGAUGAACAAGGAAAUGCUUAUGUGACUGAUGCAGUAGGUAGUAAGAUUUGGAAAGUUGAUGUUAAUGGGAAGCUUGUAAGCGUUAUUACAAGUCCUCUGUUUACUCCACUUGGAUGGUACAAUAACCUUGUUGCUCUUAAUGGUAUUGUUUAUCAUCCGGAUGGUUACCUUAUCGUUAUCCACACUUUAUCUGGUUACUUGUACAAAGUAAAUGUUAGUGGUAAUGAUAAUCUAGUUAGUGUAAUUGAUGUUUCUGGUGGUACAUUGAGGUUUGGAGAUGGGCUUGAGUUGUUGUCUCCGACCAAGAUUGUUGUUGCAGGUAGUCCAAGUUCGAAACUGGUGGAGAGUUUAGAUGGGUGGAAGACAGCUUCUGUGACGAGUUGGUUCAGUAGCGGUAUGGUUCAUCGGUUAGCCUCGUCGGCUACAGUUAAAGAAGGAAGAGUUUAUCUAAACCACAUUGUUGGAUUUGGGUCUAAAAAGAAACACAUACUUGUAGAAGCUGUGUUUUAGAGUCUUCUUUGGUUAUACUUAUUCUUACAUUGUACUAAUGAUCUCUAUAUGAUUCUAAUGAGAGAUAUGAUGUAAUACAUGUUUCUAUUGAUGUAAGACUUCUUGAUAAUCAUUCAUGAGAAGAUCUUGACAUUGUUCUUCUAA